CUUACACGAUCCCGUUCCUUAUUAUUCACGAUAAGAAAUAAUACUCCAUUCUAGUCGGUCCACUGCAUACAGUUACCGGUACCCAGCGGCCUCUAGCAGCUUAAGUGUUCGUGGUGUAUAUUGUAACGCUAUCCCACUAACUUAUUAUUCACAUUUACUAUGUGGGCUGCCGCGCAGCUGUUACACCGUUGUUCGAUUGGUGUUGUUUUCUUACCUAUCCAUACUCCUCUUACCCAAACAUCCUAGACACAAGACAGACAGAACGUAUAUAGUAUAUUGCAACAAGCUUCUUUAAGAAAUACAACCGUGCCAAGUGCGCAACAGGUGUUCAUUCUUCUUCUCGAGCGGGAGCCUUCAUCCACCUCCAGGAGGGACGCCUCAUCCUCUUAACGAGCGGAUGGGGAUGCUGGGAUGAGGAACGCCGGCUUGGAACUCCCACGACUUCAGCCGUGGCAUGCGCGCCGAUGGAUCGUUCUGGCUUGCUGGGACUUUCAGGAAGUCCAUACGGAGUACAUAGUGGACCCCAACCCCGAUACCCCCUUCCACGUAAAUCGCCAAAGCCUUCCAGCAUCUCGCAGCAGCAGACUCAAGGGUCGGUCUGGUUUGGCGCAUUGUGUGCGAACAAGGAUGUCGUCACCGACAUACUCGGCGUUAUCGUUGUCACGGGGGCGCUGUUGGUAUACGGCUUGCUGCAGGAACGCAUCAUGACCUUUGGUUUCGGCGCUCGUGGCGAGGUAUUUGAGCACUCCAUCUUCCUGGUGUUGUGCAACCGGCUGGUGACGGUGGUGCUGGCGGGCGCCUACCUGCUGGCCUCGCGCACCGCCACCGCGCCCGCAGCGCCCUUGAUGAGCUACGCGGCGGUCAGCAUGACCAACGUCAUCGCCACGGCGUGCCAGUAUGAGGCGCUGAGAUACGUGUCGUUCGCGGUGCAGACGCUUGCAAAGUCCGCCAAGGCGCUCCCCGUGAUGCUGUGGAGCGGCGUCUACAUGCGCAAGCGCUACCGCCUGUCUGAGUACCUGCACGCCGCCUCCAUCACCGCCGGCUGCUGCGUCUUCAUUCUCACCGGACACGUGCACAGCAGGGUGGCGCACCAUGCGGCGGGCGCUGCGGCAACAGCAGCAGCAGCGGCAGCAGUAGCAUCGGGAGCUACGGGCACAGCAGCAGCAGCCGGAGGAGGAGGGGGCGUGGCGGCGGGCAUCAGCAGUCUUGCUCGUGGGCUGCUGUGGGGUGCUAGUACCAGUGGCGCUGCGGGUGCGGUAGUGGGCGGCGGUAGCGGUGGUGGACGGUUGCUGUUGUUCGCUGGCGGCGGGCUGAUGGCGCUGUACCUGCUGGUGGAUGGGCUGACCUCCACAUGGCAGGACGCCAUGUUCAAGGGGUACGCGGUGAACGUGUGCGACCAGGUGUUGUACACCACCUGCUUCUCCAUGCUGCUCUCGCUGGUGGGCUGCAUCGCCACGCAGCAGCUGGUGCCGGCGCUGGCCUUCCUGGCUCGCAACCCGGACGCCAUCCUGUGGAUCACGGCGCUGUCGGUGGCCUCGGCGGCUGUGCAGCUGGUGAUCAGCUGGACCAUCAAGCGCUACGGCGCGGUGGUGUUUGCGACCAUCAUGACCACGCGGCAGUUCUUUUCCAUCCUGCUGUCGUCGGUGGUGUUUAUGACGCCGCUCACGGCGGGGCAGUGGGCGGGUACGGUGAUUGUGUUCGGCGCCAUCUACUACAAGGCGCUGCAGCGCUGCCGGGAGCGGCAGCAGCUGCACGCCAUGCAUGCGUCGUGGAGGGAGGACGACUUCAGGUGCGGCGAUACAUGCCCCGAGAAGGCCCCGCUGCUGCACCCGCCCGAGCACCGCUCCGCCUCCGCCUCCUCCGCCUCCGCCUCCGCCUCCGCCUCCGGCUCCUCGCUGCUGCCGCUGCAGACCUCGGCGGACAUCCGGGGGAGCCGGGGGGCGUUGGGCGGGGGAGCGGAGGAGCGCCGCAUAACCAGCGAGCAGCAGGUCUAGGAGGCGUGGGAGGCAAGGAGGAACGGAGGGAGGGAGGCGCAGCAAGGCGUGGCAGGGCGAGCGACUUCUCGAACAUUGGAGCGGGCAGUUGUAACAGGGCGGAGUAUAAGGUGUAGUGUAAAGUGAGGGGGCGGGCGAUGUAGUCAAAGGAAGGUGGGGGCUGCUGCUGCUGAUGAUGAUGAUGGUGACAAUGAUGAUGAAGGGGAUGUUGUGGAGCCGGAGGUGCAGGCGCGGCUAAGAUGUUCAACCAUGUUCUCACUGUCGGGUUAGCUCGCCGCCGUUGCGAGGGGCUGCCAGUAUACUGCCGGAGUUCGUUGUGUGACCAGCGCGGCUGAGCGCGGUCCAAUAAAGGUGUCCAGUGACCCGUGGGACUGUAUGGUUCUGUCUAGACUGCUAUGUAUGCUAUUUUGGUUGCUAGGUAGGAAGUGCUGCGGUGUACUUGCGUGCGUGCGGAGUCUUCACUGGGCCCAUGAUGGCAGGCCUGGUCAGUCGUACUGUAGUAUGGUAGUACGGUAGGUGCCAGGACACGUCUACCGUAAUGUGGGGCAGCUUGGUCGGGGUAGCGGCCGGUGUUUUUGGAUGGCGUGCUUAGACGUGGUUCUAGACGUGAUCCUAGUCCUAGUCAAGUAAACAAGGAAGGUGAUGCGUACCUCGCACACCAACAGGACCUGUGGAUUGGAAGGGGGGAUGAACGCCUCCUUUGGGGCGCUCAUGGUCAGUACUGGCUCGUGAUGAAUUUGACAAACUUUGCCGGCUACUACGUGUUCCAUCAUUUUUCUAUGUUGCACGCGCGUUAUGGGUUCCCGCAACCGCGGUAUGCUUACCGCUGGUUGCUUUCAGGCUGCUCACAUCUGUUGUUGGGGCCAAAAGCGCGGAAGAGCGGGCGGGUGAAGGGGUGGGUGGUAGGAUGCGAUUAGGGGUGGGUGGUAGGGAGGGGCUACAACGCCUUACGGUGGCUUUUACAGCGGUACAUUUCAUGUUUUUGCGCCACGUGGAUUGUUCAGUUAGUACGAUUUUGUACGGCACGCGUUUAGCAACAGAGGUGGUUUCUAGGUAGACACCGGGGGUCCUGUUACUGGGUGCUGCGACCCAGAUCCUCAUAUCGGUGUGAAGAGGGCUUAUAGGUUUGCGUCAUGGUGGAGCCGUUGUCAGUCGCACGUCGUUAAGGAGGAGGACGAAAAAGGGGUGCGUUCUCGUCGGUGGUGGACAUUGGCAUUUGCCUGUUAUGGCUGCUGCGUGCUGCUAAACCGUAAGUGCAGAGAAUUAGGAUGCCAUACAUGACAAGAUGUGGAGCCUCCUAAGAGGGAACGACAGGGCGUACGUAGGGUUUCGUGGGGCACCUAUCCAAGUACCAACUACCCGGGUGGCAUGCUAUCUAUCACGCUCUAGAUGGAUCCGGGUCGCGCGAAUGCAGGCAAUGACCCCGAGUAGUGGAGGGCGGUUCGCGGAGGAGCCAAGACGACCCACUGUGCCCACUCUACUUUAAUAAUGAUC
Messenger RNA from Astrephomene gubernaculifera, 3488 nucleotides. The record is from the annotation of a GenBank genome assembly. Lineage: Eukaryota; Viridiplantae; Chlorophyta; Chlorophyceae; Chlamydomonadales; Astrephomenaceae.